This is a messenger RNA of Oncorhynchus gorbuscha (pink salmon), 2936 nucleotides long. Its product is annotated as calcium-responsive transactivator-like. Gene Ontology annotation, cellular component: nucleus. Bases 94 to 1509 code for a protein of 471 amino acids. The transcript has 11 exons. NCBI's taxonomy places the organism in Eukaryota, Metazoa, Chordata, Actinopteri, Salmoniformes, Salmonidae. The record is from RefSeq and is a predicted model, not a curated record. Gene Ontology annotation, molecular function: transcription coactivator activity. Gene Ontology annotation, biological process: positive regulation of transcription by RNA polymerase II; positive regulation of dendrite morphogenesis.
ACAUGGAAAACCUAACUAUGUUAUACUGCACGCAAGAUAAUAGGCUAAAUAUUAGAAUAAAAGGAGCGUUUCUUACCGUUUCCUUAUAUAACAAUGUCGGUGGCAUUUUCAUCGGCGCGCCCAAGGAGCAAAGGGGAGGUGACACAGCAAACGAUACAAAAGAUGCUGGAUGAAAAUCACCAUCUGAUACAAUGCAUAAUGGAUUACCAGAGCAAAGGAAAAACAGCAGAAUGCACACAGUAUCAGCAGAUCCUUCACAGAAACCUAGUCUAUCUGGCCACGAUAGCAGAUUCUAAUCAGAACAUGCAGUCAUUGUUACCUGCACCUCCUACCCCUAACAUGGGGAGUAUAGGUGCUGGAGGAAUGGGACCGAGCGGAGGCAACGGGCCCCUACACUCCCAGAGUAACCUCAACGACACCAUGACCCCUGGCCUGCCCCCUACCUCUAUGUUGCAGAGUCAGAUGAGCAAUGGCCCCGGCCACGCUCCCAUGCAGCAGCAGGCGGGUCAGACACAGUCGGCUGGGCCCUCAUCCACGUCCCUCAGCCUGCCAGCCAGCACCCACGGCUCAGCCUCCGGCUACAGCCACCCCGUGCCCCCCUCCUCCCAGGGCAGCAUGAUCCAGGGCCUUGGCCCAGGCUACGGUUCUUCCUCUUCCUCUUCUACCUCCUCCCGCAGCAAUCUCAACAUGCAGUCUAACACAGUCUCCAUCAUGCACCAGCAGUCGGCAACACCUCAUUACCCCUCAACCCAGACUGGUGGUGGACAGCAGCAGUACCAGGGUCAGCAGGCUGCUAUGGGCAUGUUGGGGCAGAGUGGACAAGGCAACAACAUGAUGAGCCAGAGGCCCAUGGGGACCUACCGACCCACACAGCAAGGAUCUGCACCGCAGUACAUGGGACAAGACGAUUUCUACGGAGAGCAGUACGGACACACUCAGAGCUCCAGCGAGCCCAUAAACCAGCAGUAUUACUCUGAUGGUCAUGGGGAGUACUCCUACCAACAAUCAUCCUACGGUGAACAGGGCUAUGAGAGGUCCUUUGAUGAGUCCUCACAGCACUACUACGAAGGAGGCAACUCCCAGUACAGUCAGCAGCAGGCCCAGUACCAGCAGGGGUCAGGCCAGCAGCAGCCCUUCAGCCAACAACAGUACCCCUCACAGCAGGGCUACAGUGGACAGCCACAGGGCUACGGUCCAGGUCAGGGUGCGCAGUCCCAGUACUCCCAGUACCAGCAGGGUCAGGGCCAGCAGUACAGCUCCUACCGCUCCCAGGCUUCCUCUGGGGCACAGACACAGAGGCCCUACGCCUACGAACAGGUACAACUACAGCUACCCCCAACCCCACGUUUUGAGGAGGACCGUGCUGUCCAACAAAACAUUGGGGUCAAUACGGAAACUACCAGCAAUAAGGCACCACCUCCUGGGCAAACUGGUGGACAAGUUAGGCAAGGGAACAGUUCUGUGAAUAACCCCCAACAGUCGUGUGUAAACCAGUCUCUGAGUAAAUGAGUUAGAUUUAUCUCUGAAUCUUUUUAGUUUGCUGAGACACGGAUUAGCAGGCUAGACUAAGUCAGAUUCAUGUUCUGCUGGCUCACUAUUUUCUAACUGAGUACAGGUGAACUGGUUCAGGAGAUCCUGCAUGAAACACCUUUCAUCUCUGCCUUCUCUUCUUUUGCUCACCCUAUAAGAUGAUUUGAAUUAUGGGGGUAUCUGGUAACAUAUCGGGGAACCCUCAAUAGCAUUAUUAUAAGCUAUAUUAUAAGCCUCAUAAGCGUUGAAAAGACUCAUAUGUUUAAUUCGAACCUUGCCUUUAAAUGUCUUCCUUUUUUUGGUCUCUGUCCUCGCUAUCAACCUCUGGUUCUCUCACCCUACUUUUCUGUCUGUCUUUCACAGGGUGCACAAUUCAAGUGCUGUCCUCUGUCGAAGAUUGCAAUUUAAAAUGUGUCCAGGUCACAAAAAGAACGUUUGGUCAUACAUUCAGCAUCUUUUAUUCAGUGUAAAGCUUAACUUGAUUAAGGUGAAAAUGGGACUUGUCAGUAGUGUUCAACCUGAAGUGUUCAGGUUGUGUUUGAAACUGUGAAGUUGUGUAGAUUGGCGUGUGGUGUUACCGACUGUUCAGUGUUACCAAUCUGUCUGUGUAUGAAGAACAAAUGUUUGAGUAAGGUUAUAGGCACAAUAGAUGGUAGAUUGACAAGAGAGUGCAACUAUCAACAACCAUCAUAAUAUUACAACUAAUAUGGACAAUUAAUUUCCAUGAUCGAUCCUUUUUGUUAAUUCUUUAAUUUUGUCUGAUUGCAUUUUUUUUUAAACUAAGCUUUUUUUUAUUAAGAAAAAUUAUUUGUAGAUUUUUAUAAGUUGGGACUUUUUUCCAUUUACACUGAACAAAAAUAUAAAAACGCAACAUGCAACAAUUUCAAAGAUUUUCGUGAGUUACAGUUCAUAUAAGGAACAGUGGAUCAAUUAUGUUCAUUGUUCAUAGCGUAUGCCUGCCCAUACCAUAACCCCACCAUGGGGCACUCUACUCACGAUGCUGCCAUCAGCAAACUGCUUGCUUACACGAACCCAUUCACGCUAUCUGUCAUCAGCCCUGUACAGUUGAAACCAGGAUUCAUCCAUCAAGAGCACACUUCUCCAGCGUGCCAGUGGCCAUCAAAAGGUGAGCAUUUGCCCACCGAAGCCGGUUAAGAUGCCAAAAUGUAGUCAGAUCAAAACCCAGGUGAGGACGUUGAGUACGCUACUGAGCUUCUCUGAGACCGUUUCUGACAGUUUGUGCGGACAUUCUUUGGGUGUGCAAACCCACAGUCCGGGAUGAAGCCGGAUGUGGAGGUCCUGGGCUGGGGUGGUUACAUGUGGUCUGCGGUUGAGAGGCCAGUUGGGCGUACUGCCAAAUUCUCUAAAACGAUGUUGGAGGUGGCUUAUGGUAGAGAAAUUAACUU